AUGGAGACUGCCCAGAAGAUACUGGAUGAGCUCAUCGCCACGCGUGAGGACGUCAAAAUGAAAGUAGAGGUACAGUAACCACACACACACACCUCCCCCUCCGUUACCACCCAUCUGGCAUCUGCUCAACAUUGGCGCAAAGUUAGUAUACAGUGCAUUCGGAAGUAUUCAGAUCCCUUCCCUUUUUCCACAUUUUGUUACGUUACAGCCUUAUUCUAAAAUGGAUUAAAUAAUUGUUUUCCCUCAUCAAUCUACACACAAUACACAAUAAUGACAAAGCGAAACCAGGUUUUUAGAAAUGUUGGGAAAUUUAUAAAAAAUAAAAAACAGAAAUAACUUAUUUACAUAUGUAUUCAAACCCUUUGCUAUGAGACUCAAAAUAGAGCUCAGGUGCAUCCUGUUUCCAUUGAUCAUCCUUGAUGUUUCUACAACUUGAUUGGAGUCCACCUGUGGUAAAUUCAAUUGAUUGGAAAUGAUUUGGAAAGGCACACACCUGUCUAUAUAAGGUCCCACAGUUGACAGUGCAUGUCAGAGCAAAAACCAAGCCAUGCGGUAGAAGGAAUUGUCUGUAGAGCUCCGAGACAGGAUUGUGUCGAGGCACAGAUCUGGGGAAGGGUAACAAAAAAUGUCUGCAUUAUUGAAGGUCCCCAAGAACACAGUGGCCUCAAUCAUUCUUAAAUGGAAGAAGUUUGGAACCACCAAGACUCUUCCUAGAGCUGGCCGCCCGGCCAAACUGAGCAAUCGGGGGAGAAGGGCCUUGGUCAGGGAGGUGACCAAGAACCCGAUGGUCACUCUGACAGAUGGGAGAAACUUUCAGAAGGACAACCAUCUCUGCAGCACUCCAGACAGACGGAAGCCACUCCUCAGUAAAAGGCACAUGACAGCCCGCUUGGAGUUUGCCAAAAGGCACCUAAAGGACUCUGACCAUGAGAAACAAAAUUCUCUGGUCUGAUGAAACCAACAUUGAAUUUUUUGGCCUGAAUGCCAAGCGUCACGUCUGGAGGAAACCUGGCACCAUCCCUACGGUGAAGCAUGGUGGUGGCAGCAUCAUGCUGUGGGGAUGUUUUUCAGCGGCUGGGACUGGGAGACUAGUCAGGAAUGAGGGAAAUAUGAACGGAGCAAAUUACAGAGAGAUCCUUGAUGAAAACCUGCUCCAGAGCGCUCAGGACCUCAGACUGGGGCGAAAGUUCACCUUCCAACAGGACAAUGGCCCUAAGCACACAGCCAAGACCACGCAGGAGUGGCUUCGGGACAAGUCUCUGAAUGUCCUUGAGUGGCCCGAUCUAACAUCUCUGGAGAGACCUGAAAAUAGUUGUGCAGCGACGCUCCCCAUCCAACCUGACAGAGCUUGAGAGGAUCUGCAGAGAAGAAUGGGAGAAACUCCCCAAAUACAGGUGUGCCAAGCUUGUGGCGUCAUACCUAAGAAGACUCGAGGCUGUAAUCGCUGACAAAGGUGCUUCAACAAAGUACUGAGUAAAGGGUCUUAAUAUACAUAUUUUUAUUAGCAAAAAAGUCUAAAAACCAGUUUUUUCUUUGUCAUUAUGGGGUAUUGUGUGUAGAUUGAUGAGAAUUUUUUUUUAAAUUCAUUUUAGAAUAAGGCUGAAACGUAACAAAAUGUGGAAAAAUUCAAGGGGUCUGAAUACUUUCCGAAUGCACUGUAAGUAGAAGACAGGUCCCUAGGUCCCAGUAGAGAUGCCUGGGGAUGUCCUAACACAGUGAAACACUCUUAACUGUAAGGAGCAGAGGUCUACAGAACAGUACUGUACGGUCUCCAACUGCCCUCCGUCACUGAGGUACAUGUACUUCCCGGUCAGCCCUAAACACACAUAUUACAGGAUGUUAAACCCCCCUGGCUGGAAGGCCUAGGGAGCAUCAGAGAGAGGACAUAGAGAACUCUGUCUGUGUUAGGGACAUAGUAACUUCUCUGUAGCAAACUAGACCCAAGCCAAGUCAGAAGUGAUGAUAGAGAAAGGGUAGUUACUGAUGAUAGGAGAAGACUAGCUCUGUGAUGAAGGGGGAUUAGUGUGCAGGAUAGGAGGCCUGAGAUUGGGUCUGGGAGUUGAUUAUGACCUUGCUAUCUGACUCAUAGAAGGAGGGCUUUGGAAUUGGGUACAUUGUAGUGGUUUCUUCCUGCUCAUGCAAACUCUCGGAGUGUUCUCACACACACGUGCAUGUGCACACACACACACACACACACAUACACAACAAUGUGGCUUUUAAAUUGGAUAAGGAUCAGAGUUAUCCCUUCAGGAGAGAGAGAGACAUCAGGCCUGAUAAUCACAGUGAAUAAUCUCUUUAUGUAGAGCAGAGAAUAUAAUUCAUCAUCUACUGGGUUAUGAUGGGUCAUGGUCUGACUCUCAAUGCAUUACAAUGCAGCUGUAUGGCUCGUUGUUUUUCUUAACAGUAACAAGGACAUUGUUAUGGCUAUUAUUCAGAGAGAGGGAUGAAUGUGUUCUUUAUUACUCAUACAGUGGAGGAAUAUCCAUAUCAGUAUGAAUGGCCUGGUGUAGUUGUUGACUAAGGGGUAGGGACACACAGGGAUUUGAUAACUUGAAUUAAUAAGCUGUUGAUACUGUUGUUGGAAGGCACUACUGUAGGAAUGUGUUGUAGUGAUAGUUUGAAAUGACACUUUUGUAUCAGAAUUUGUACACUUUGGCUGCUGUUGUAGUAAUGUACUGUUUUUGUUGUUGUUGUAGGAGUGCACUAUGAAGGUGCAAGAGGGCAAGUUCAAGCUCCAGGACCUGCUGGUAGUGCCCAUGCAGAGGGUUCUCAAGUAUCACCUCCUACUUAAGGUAAGGCGCAUUACAAACCUACAAUACAACUUGUGCUAACCCUUAGGCAUUAAUGUCAAUGGCAAUAAUGUGACACAUUCACAUUAAUCCUCAGUACCAUCACUCUUCACAAAAAAGGGACAUUCUUCAAGACAAUAAUAUUGAACAUCAUGAGAUUUUCUUGGUAUGGCUGUUGAAUAUGCUAGGUGUUUUAAGGGUGAAUCUCACUCGUAGGCCCACUCAGUACACAUCUUGGUGUCCCUCUGUUUCCCCCUAAUCCCACUCCUCUACAAGGUCCUUUGCCCCUGGGUCCCUAUGCCCACUCACAUGGAUUAAACUAGCAAACAAUGUGGCCACUCCAGUACACACAGAGACCCAAUGGAGCCUUGUUCCAGGAACUCUCCCUUAGUAGUCAUGUGAGUAAAAACAAGCUGGCCAGACUGCCUGAUUCAAAACAUAAUUCAUUAACUAGUCAGCUCAAUAAUGAAUGAGGUGGGGUUAGUUGGUGACGUGGGUAUGGAGAGAGUAGAGGUGAGCAGAGUGCAUGGCAGGUGAUGAUGGGGGGACUGCAGUGAGUGGUUUUUCAUCUCAGGCUGACUGACUGACUGGCUGAAUUUACAUUUACGUUUACAUUUACGUCAUUUAGCAGACGCUCUUAUCCAGAGCGACUUACAAAUUGGUGCAUUCAACUUAUGAUAGCCAGUGGGACAACCACUUUUUUUUAUGGGGGGUUGGGGGGGGGGGGGGGGGGGGGGGUAGAAAGAUUACUUUUAUACUAUUCCUGGUAUUCCUUAAAGAGGUAGGGUUUCAAGUGUCUCCGGAAGGUGGUCAGUGACUCCGCUGUCCUGGCGUCGUGGGGGAGCUUGUUCCACCAUUGGGGUGCCAGAGCAGCGAAUAGCUUUGAGCGGGAACUGAGCUUCCGUAGAGGUAGGGGGGCUAGCAGGCCAGAGGUGGAUGAACGUAGUGCCCUCGUUUGGGUGUAGGAUCAGAGCCUGAAGGUAAGGAGGUGCCGUUCCCCUCACAGCUCCGUAGGCAAGCACCAUGGUCUUGUAGUAGAUGCGAGCCUCAACUGGAAGCCAGUGGAGUGUGCGGAGGAGCGGGGUGACAUGAGAGAACAUGGGAAGGUUGAACACCAGACGGGCUGCAGCGUUCUGGAUAAGUUGUAGGGGUUUAAUGGCACAGGCAGGGAGCCCAACAGUGAGUUGCAGUAAUCCAGACGGGAGAUGACAAGUGCCUGUAUUAGGACCUGUGCCACUUUCUGUGAAAGAUAGGGUCGUACUCAGCGAAUGUUGUAGAGCAUGAACCUGCAGGAUCGGGUCACCGCUUUGAUGUUAGCGGAGAACGACAGGGUGUUGUCCAGGGUCACGCCAAGGUUCUUUGCACUCUGGGAGGAGGACACAAUGGAGUUGUCAACCGUGAUGGCGAGAUCAUGGAGCGGGCAGUCCUUCCCCGGGAGGAAGAGCAGCUCCGUUUUGCCGAGGUUCAGCUUGAGGUGGUGAUCCGACAUCCACACUGAUAUGUCUGCCAGACAUGCAGAGAUGCGAUUCGCCACCUGGUUAUCAGAAGGGGGAAAGGAGAAAAUUAAUUGUGUGUCGUCUGCGUAGCAAUGAUAGGAGAGACCAUGUGAGGAUAUGACAGAGCCAAGUGACUUGGUGUAUAGAGAGAAUAGGAGAGGGCCUAGAACUGAGCCCUGGGGGACACCAGUGGUGAUAGCACAUGGUGCGGAGACAGAUUCCAUCACAAGUCCCAAGAUUUCAUCUGGAGAGAGAGGGGAGAAAGAAGUCAGGGCAGUGUGAGCAGGACCAGCGGUGUCAUUUGACUUAAUAAAUGAGGAUCGGAUGUCGUCAACCUUCUUUUCAAAAUGGUUGACGAAGUCAUCCACAGAGAGGGAGGAGGGAGGAGGAGGAGGAUUCAGUAGGGAGGAGAAGGUGGCAAAGAGCUUCCUAGGGUUAGAGGCAGAGGCUUGAAAUUUAGAGUGGUAGAAAGUGGCUUUAGCAGCAGAAACAGAGGAAGAGAAUGUAGAGAGGAGGGAGUGAAAAAAUGACAGGUCCGCAGGGAGUCUAGUUUUCCUCCAUUUCUGUGAGCUCGCAAUGAGUCGUCAAGCCACGGAGUAGGAGGGGAGGACCGAGCCGGCCGGGAGGAUAGGGGACAUAGAGAGUCAAAAGAUGCAGAAAGGGAGGAGAGGAGGGUUGAGGAUUUAGCAGAGGGAAGAGAUGAUAGGAUUGAAGAGGAGAGAGUAGCGGGAGAGAGAGAGCGAAGGUUGCGACGGCACAUUACCGUCUGAGUAGGGGCAGAGUGAGUAGUGUUGGAGGAGUGCGAGAGAGAAAAGAAUACAAAGUAGUGGUCAGAGACUUGGAGGGGAGUUGCAGUGAGAUUAGUAGAAGAACAGAAUCUAGUAAAGAUGAGGUCAAGCGUAUUGCCUGCCUUGUGAGUAGGGGGGGACUGUGAGAGGGUGAGGUCAAAAGAGGAAAGGAGUGGAAAGAAGGAGGCAGAGAAAAAAUAGUCAAAGGCAGACGUAGGGAGGUUAAAGUCACCCAGAACUGUGAGGGGUGAGCCAUCCUCAGGAAAUGAACUUAUCAAGGCGUCAAGCUCAUUGAUGAACUCUCCAAGGGAACCUGGAGGGCGAUAAAUGAUAAGGAUGUUAAGCUUGAAUGGGCUAGUGACUGUGACAGCAUGGAAUUCAAAUGAGGAGAUGGGUGGGGGAAAAGAGAGAAUGUCCACUUGGGAGAGAUGAGGAUUCCUGUGCCACCGCCGUGCUGACCAGAUGCUCUCGGGGUAUGCGAGAACACAUGAUCAGACGAGGAAAGAGCAGUAGAAGUAGCAGUGUUUUCUGUGGUAAUCCAUGUUUCCGUCAGCGCCAAGAAGUCGAGGGACUGGAGGGUAGCAUAGGCUGAGAUGAACUCUGCCUUGUUGGCCGUAGAACGGCAGUUCCAGAGGCUGCCGGAGACCUGGAACUCCACGUGGAUCGUGCGCGCAGGGACCACCAGAUUAGAGUGGCAGCAGCCAUGCGGUGUGAAGCGUUUGUAUGGCCUGUGCAGAGAGGAGAGAACAGGGAUAGACAGACACAUAGUUGACAGGCUACAGAAAAGGCUACAAUAAUGCAAAGGAGAUCGGAAUGAAAUUAACUAAACAUCUGGGAAAGCGAGAGAACGGGGCCUCCCUCACUUACGUUUCACUGAAACACUCAAAUAUAACUCUCCCAACUUCCACUUUAGAAAUUAUAAUUGUUGUAAACUACAGCGGUUCAAUGUUUUCUAGGAAUAUACUCUAUUGGCCUGCAGGACAUCAAGAGAAGAGAAACUGUGUUCAAAUCAGCCAUGCUGUAAUCGUAUUACAUGCAGCCCAUUUCACUGCUUCCCAUAGAUUUGUUGUAAGGAUUAUUAUGCCGUGGCCCCAGGGCGUUCAACUGAUAGGCUGUGUGUGUGCCUGUAUGUUUGUGCGCAUGUGUGUGUGUGUAAGCCUUAGCAUCUUUACUUCAUGAUCUGGGUGUUGCAGAUUCCACUGUGAUGAAGACAUAUCUGGUCUUUGUCAGAAUUACACAGUACACAGCUUAUAAUAUACUGUAUACUGUAGCAAAUCAUUCUGUCUUCAAUGAAGCAGCCAGCAGGCCUCAACUCACCAACACACUCAUCCUACACCAUCACUCUCAUCUCCCCACGCUCCUCAGAACUGCAGAAGCAUAAAGUCCACCUGAAUGUGUCAGUUGUAAGAUCACAUUACAUUUACAUGUCACAUGGUCUAGAUGCACAUAUGUUCCACUAGUGUAGUACCUCUGAGAGGCAGAGAGAAUAGAUGUGUACUGGCCUAACUCAUUGUUUGCAGCAGCAUCCAUCUUUUUUUUUAAAUGCACAGAUUUUCUUAUAAAGGAUUAACUGUGUUUAUGCAGAAAAACUCAUUUUGAGGUGAUGAUGUUUAGUGAGAGUUCAUACAAGUUACAUGAGUGUAACUUACAGGGAGUUGAUCUGUUGCUCUCCUCGGUGUGUGGCUGUCAUACUGAGUUAUGUCAAUGUUUUGUGGAGUGUGUGGUGUAUAGUGUGCUCCACUAAUGGAAUGUAACAUUCUCUUACAGGAGCUGGUGAGUCAUUCAACUGACCGACCUGAGAGACAGCAGCUCAAGGAGGCGUUGGAGGCCAUGCAGGUGUGUGUGUGUGUGUGUGUGUGUGUGUGCGUGUAUGUGUGUGCGUGUGUGUGCGCGUUUGAGGUUAUUCCGGAUAUGAUCAUCAAUUAAAUUUUUCAAUUAAUUCAGAAGAAUGCUUGGGAGCAUAGCAAAAAGUUAUAUUGUAGUGGCUUUAGCAGCAGAAACAGAGGAAGAGAAUGUAGAGAGGAGGGAGUGAAAAGAUGACAGGUCCGCAGGGAGUCUAGUUUUCCUCCAUUUCCGCUCGGCUGCCCGGAGCCCUCUUCUGUGAGCUCGCAAUGAGUCGUCAAGCCACGGAGUAGGAGGGGAGGACCGAGCCGGCCGGGAGGAUAGGGGACAUAGAGAGUCAAAAGAUGCAGAAAGGGAGGAGAGGAGGGUUGAGGAUUUAGCAGAGGGAAGAGAUGAUAGGAUUGAAGAGGAGAGAGUAGCAGGAGAGAGAGAGCGAAGGUUGCGACGGCACAUUACUGAUAUGAUCAUCAAUUACAUUUUUCAAUUAAUUCAGAAGAAUGCUUGGGAGCAUAGCGAAAAGUUAUAUUGUAGCUUUAACUCGGUCAAGAUAUAAUAGAUGUCGUUCAGAUGUACUGGUGUAAAAACAAUGCAUCUCUGUCUCUGAAGGACCUGGCUAUGUACAUCAACGAAGUGAAGAGAGACAAUGAAACCUUGAAGAAGAUUAGUGAAUUCCAAAACUCCAUCGAAAACCUUGUAAGUAACUCUGAUUGCUGUAAAUGACAGUACUUUUCUACAAUCAGCACUGAUAAGGAACAAUAAGGAAUUUUGACCCUUUUGAGAUUUAUUGAGCAUCAAUUACCCAUCCCUCUGGCCCCAACACGUUCCUCAACUUCUCUCUCGGUGGACAGCCUGGAACAUUUCUCUCUCUCUCUCUCUCUCUCUCUCUCUCUCUCUCUCUCUCUCUCUCUCUCUCUCUCUCUCUCUCUCUCUCUCUCUCUCUCUCUCUCUCUCUCUCUCUCUCCUCUCUCUGCUUACCUCAUCCCUCGCUUCUACCUGUCCCACUCAUCUGCAAGUAUCAUGUCUCUAAUAAAUCAUUUAUUCUUCCAGAGCGUGAGCAGACAGGCUUUUUAAGUCUCCACGAAUACCAAACUAAAGUUUGUCGCACAAGGCAGCGUUUAGUCUAACAGCAGCUGGCUUUUAAUGGCCUUAAUAUGUGUUUUAGAUGAAGCAUUAGAGACAGACAACCACAGGCUGCUAUUUUAGAUAUGCUGCCUGUUUUGUCUGUACGUGUGUAUGCCCAUUGUAUCCCGGGUAAGAUAUAACUGUCGGAUCUAAUGACACAUGCUGAAGGGGGUCAUACGGUCAGAGGUGAAAGACUCAUGAAUGUCAUAAUGUUAUGAUAGCAGAUUAAAAUGACUCACAUUUCCCAUUUGGACAUCUUGAUGUUUAAUAUAUCAUAAGUCAGUUCAGUGCCUUGGGCGAUGCCAAAUUUAAUUCAAUGAGAUUUAACCAGGUUAGAUGAAUAAUGUGGUCCUCUGUAGCUCAAUUGGUAGAGCAUGGCGCUUGUACCGCCAGGGUAGUGGGUUCGAUCCCCGGGACCACCCAUAUGUAAAAAUGUAUGCACACAUGACUGUAAAUCGCUUUGGAUAAAAGUGUCUGCUAAAUGGCAUAUUAUUAUAAUAAUUAAUAACACUAAGUAAAGUAGACAGCAGUGUGUUGCUCUCAUCCAUACUUACUGUUUAUACUACCACUCUUAUUGAUCACUGGGGAAACCAGAGAUGUACAGCAUUAGAUUAACACUGGCAUGUGUAUGUGACCUAAGCAGCAGGUCAAACUGGAGGAGUAUGGCAGACCAAAGAUAGAUGGAGAGCUCAAGGUUUCCUCCAUAGUCAACCGAACAAAGCAGGACCGGUGAGUAGUCAAGCUUCACUAUGUGAGAUGCCUGAAUGUAUGGUACUUACUGAAUGCAUGGUACUUACUGAAUGUAUGGUACUUGAAUUAAGAGAGAACCAGAUUUAGUAAUGGAGAAUACAUGUGUUCAGAACUCUAACUGGUGUUUUACGGUUAUUUUCCCAAGGUACAUAUUCCUGUUUGAUAAAGUAGUCAUAGUGUGCAAGCGGAAAGGCUACUGCUAUGAAUUGAAGGAGAUCAUUGAGCUGCAGUCAUACAAAAUGUCUGACGACCCCAUGAACAACAGGGACAUGAAGAAGGUAGGCAGCAGUAUUGAGCACUUUAAAACAGGGGACGCACAAUUUCCCUCAACACCCUGCUGAAGGGACACAAUCAGCCUAGGUUUUGCAAUAUCCCAAAGUUUACAAAUGGUGUCCUUGAGGUAGAGUUGUGGUGAUGGUAAUUUCAGAUAAGUGAGCUCAUGUGUAAUGCAUUAAAGUGUCAGAUCUGUAUGCAUUGUGCAAGCCUAUGCUCUGAAGAACAUGUAAAUGCAAUGUAUGUCAUUUACAAUACUGCUGUGCACAUUUUCCACCAAUCUAACCAUUCUUUUGAAUAUUUUGAAUCUGCAUGUGUGGUCGUGUGCAUGUGUAACUGGGUCUUCUCUGGUGUGUUUCUCUUUGCAUGCGUACCAGUCGAGUGGAAAAAUGGUAAGCUGAAGCAACCCUUAACUCAUCUUCUCAUUGCAGCCACUGUGUGUGUGUGGUGUUGGGUCAUGCCAUGAUUGCAUGUGUACCCACUGGCAAUGUGAUUCUCUUAUGCUUUUGUCAGAUGCAUUGCCAAGCAUGAACAGUAUCUCUUGGUUAGCUCCAAAGGGAAUGUGUAGGUUAUAAAAAGUACAUUUUAUUAGUAUACAUCAUUGUCUAGGUGUAGUUGUUACAACCCUCCCAAUUGUCUGUCCCCCACCCAGUGGUGUAAAGUACUUAAGUAAAAAUACUUUAAAGUACUACCUAAGUCGUUUUUGUGCUUUACUAUUUAUAUUUUUGACAACUUUUACUUUUACUUCACUACAUUGCUAAAGGAAAUAAUGUACUUUAUACUCCAUACAUUUUCCCUGACAUCCAAAUGUACUCGUUACAUUUUGAAUGCUUAGCAGGACAGGAAAAUGGUUUAAUUAACACACUUAUCAAGAGAAAAUUCCACGUCAUCCCUACAGCCUCUGGCGGACUAAACACAAAUACUUUGUUUGUAAAUUAUAUCUGAGUGUUGGAUUGUGCCCCUUGGCUAUCCAUAAAUUUAAAAAAACUAAAAAAUGGUGCCAUCUGAUUUGCUUAAUAUAAGGAAUUUGGAAUACUUUUAGACUUUUACUCAAGUAGUAUUUUACUGGGUGACUUUUACUUUUACUUGCAUCAUUUUCUAUUAAGGUAUCUUAACUUUUACUCAAGUAUGACCACUGGGUACUUUUUCCACCACUGCCCUCACCACUCUCUCCAUCUAUGCCUCUGUUUCUUUCUUUCCACCAUCCCUUCCUCAUUCCCUCUUUCUCUGCAGUGGUCCUAUGGCUUCUACCUGAUCCACCUGCAAGGGAAGCAGGGUUUCCAGUUCUUCUGUAAAACAGAGGACACCAAGAGGAAAUGGAUGGAGCAGUUUGAGAUGGCCAUGUGAGUACAGUAGUAGGCCUACUGUAGCAGUAUACAGCACAGUAGAUCUUUUAAACGAAUCAGAUCCAUUUCAAACUAGCCAUGUAUGUUUCCUCCAAUCCUAAAGGUCAAACAUCAAGCCGGAGAAAGCCACGGCCAAUCAGCACAACUUCCAGAUGCACACGUUUGAGAAGGACACCAACUGCCGAGCCUGCAAGAUGCUGCUGAGGUGAGACUUGGAAAAAACCGCAGGGCUCCUCCUAUGUACCUGUACACCUACAUCAGAUCGUUCGCGUGGCAUUAUCAUGUGCUUUGUUGACGGAAGACAUCACUGUUUUUCAAUGGGAUAUCAGUGGUACAAACUGAUGCUACGCACUUAAUGUGAUAAGCAGUCUUUUGAGGCUGCCAGCCCCUCUAAACUUCCUGAAUGACCAAUCAAAUCAAAUCAAAUUGUAUUUGCCACAUGCGCCGAAUACAACAGGUGUAGACCUUACAGUGAAAUGCUUACUUACAAGCCCUUAACCAACAAUGCAGUUUUAAGAAAAAUAAGUGUUAAGUAGAAAAUAGAUACCAAUAAAUAAAAAUAAUGAAAGAGCAGCAGUAAAAUAAAAUAACAGUAGGGAGGCUAUAUACAGGGGGUACCGGUACAGAGUCAAUGUGAGGGGACACAGGUUUGCGUCUGUUUGAUUUGACUGACAGCUAGAACAUGCACGUACACUUUUCCAACGCCAGCCAUUACAGUAGGACUGCGUAUAGGUUGACAAUGUGAGUGCAGCUCUAGAACUACACUGUGAAGCGUGCCACUACCACUCCUAACCUCUGUUAUAGUGGCUGUCUACACUCUAUACUCGAUGCAAUGUAUUGGCACAAAAACAACAUAGUAGUGGCGCUGACCUAAAUUCCCUCCCAGUGUUGUGGAAGGGACCAGUGUGCUGCUACCACUAGCUGCUAGCUGUAUAAUUGCAUCAGUAGCCCAAGUGUAUUAGCCUGUGAUGUAUGGUGUUGGCUAUUGGACAUGGCAGUGUAUACACUGUAUUUUUAAAUAGUGUAGGAAGUAAUCCACUUUAUUGUGUGACCUAAAAAAGAGUGGGCCGCUUACGGUGGAUGUAGUCUCAGAACAUUGAAUUCAUGUCUAUUUAGCCGAGGCUUUUAUUCAAAGCGACAAUCGGUUAACACAAAUGCACAGUGUGUGGCCACACAGGAAUCAAACCUGUAGCUUUUGGAAGAACAGUGUAUACUAGGAAAGUAAUAGCAUAGAAUCACAUAUGGUGCAUGUUUUUUUAUUCUAUUUAGAGUAGUGUUUAGAUAAAGACGUCCUAACUGGUCAGGGUUAGGAAUGAUCCUGUGUGUUAUUGGCUUUUCAGUGUCAGUCUCCUCCUCACCUGUGACCCCCGCCACCCCCCACCCCCCCUAAUCUGUGUAUCUCACUCUCUCUCUCUCUCCCAGGGGGAUCUUCUACCAGGGAUACUACUGUUCCCGCUGUGGGACUGGAGCUCACAAAGAGUGCCUGGAGUGCAUCACCACCUGUAAAAUCAGUAGGUUUCUCCUCCCUUUGCUUAACUCUUAUUCAUUACAGUGGUAUCAGAGAUAUAAGAGGAACUUAAUGUGAAGUGUUACUGACAAGUCUCCCUAGAUACAGACGGUUCUAUGGAACAUGCAUAACUAGUGAGUUGUACCAUUUAGUUGACCACCUGCUCUCUCUCGCUCUCAUUUUUUCAGAUCCACUUGACACAGUGAGUGUUUCACCCUCCCGUUUCUUAAACAUUCAGAUGUAUCACCUUUUGAAGAAUGAAAUCUAUUGUUUCAUGAAUGAAUGAUCAUAUUGUUGUUGUAUUGAUAACUGAUUGAUAAAUCUGUUUGGUCGUGUAGAACAAUAAUACUAUAAGCUCUUAGAGCUCCCUUAUCUUGACGCUGUUGUUGUGUUUGUCCUUCCUUUUUCAGGAACCUGGACUACUGCCAUCAGGUAGGAAUUCUGUUCAUACAGGAAAUCACAUAGCACAGUGUAAUUAAUGUUAGUCAGUCAAUCCAUACAAUGUACAGUAGACUUUGAUAAAGAUUGCUCUCAAGCUGUCAAACUAACUUGAAGUUGGCUGGAAUGUGGAGUAGCGCUACAGCUCUCUGCUGCCAUCUUGUGGAAAUGUUAUAUGGAGAAUUCUGUGUAGUCUUAAUAGCCCAAGUGAAGAGUGUUCAGUUUAUCUGUCUGUAUGCAUUUUAUCCUGGCUUCAGGCCCUAAGAUGGUGGCAGUGAGGAACUAUCAUGGGACGCCUGUUCCUCCAGGGAAGCCUCCACUCUCCUUCCAGACAGGCGACUUCAUCGAGCUCCUGAAGGGGGAACCUGACACCACCUGGUGGGAGGUAAAAUCACUCCCUGACCAUAGGUUAUCCACUAACACACACAUUCUAAUGAGCAUGCACAAUGUUCUCCUGUAUCCAGCCAUAGCAACAGAGUUGUUGUAUAUCGACACCUAGUGUCUCUCUCUCCCAGGGAAAGCUUAUCCAAACCCAGAAGAGUGGCUUCUUUCCUAACAACUGUGUAAAGCCUUGUUUGGACCCCAAGGUAAAGGACCCCUCACAUACACAUUCACUCACUCAUGAUUCUACUCUAUUUAUGAAAUCUCUAAUGCUGUUUUUGUGGUUGUCACCACAGCCGUUGUUCCAGUCCUUCCCCAGCCGGCAGUCCUCAAGGGAAACAGACUACUAUGGAUACCCAUGGUACGACCCUUCACCUUGGAUACUAUCAGACAUUUCAAAAGUUGUGAUAUUCAGUCUAGUUUGCAAGUACCCCUCUCCUCAUUUCUCUGCAGUAAAUAAAUUGUAUUACUGUGGUAUUACUAUUUCAGGACAGUGUAUUACUAUGUUAGGACAGUAUAUUACUAUGUUAGGACAGUGUAUUACUAUGUUAGGACAGCGUAUUACUAUGUUAGGACACAGUAUUACUAUGUUAGGACAGUGUAUUACUAUGUUAGGACAGUGUAUUACUAUGUUAGGACAGUGUAUUACUAUGUAUAUUCUAAAGUCCAUCAGUGACCUGUGUUCCCCCUCAACGUCACGUCAGGUUUGCUGGCAACAUGGAGCGGACACAGGCUGACAACCUGUUGAAGUCCCACAGCAGUGGAACAUACCUGAUCAGAGAGAGGACUGCUGAGGCAGAGAGGUUCGCCAUCAGCAUCAAGUUAGUGUUUACUCUAAUUUACCCUAGCAAAGUAAAAUCACAGGAGACGUAUCUUUCUCAGUAACACUAACAAACCCCCAUUCCUUCACAUACUUUAUAGUGGUAGCCACAUUCAUAUUCAAAUUACUUCAAAUUUAAAUGAAUCUUUGUUGUGUGUAUUAGGUCCCGUGUAGCUCAAUUGGUAGAGCAUGGCGUUUGCAACGCCAGGGUUGUGGGUUCGAUUCCCACGGGGGGCCAGUAUGGGGGAAAAAAAUAAAAUAAUGUAUAUGGAUAAGAGGGUCUGCUAAAUGACUAAAAUGUAAAUGUAAUGCAUUACCAGGAAGCUAUCAUACAGUUUGUGAUGCCAUUGGAGUGAGUUAGACCAUGCCCAGUGGACAUGUGCAUCUGAGUGACUUGCUACAACUGGAGCGAGGAGAAGGGGAGGGUGGAAAUUACCAUUUAUUUUGUAUAGAUUUUUAUUAAAUAAACUAUAUUAGGCUUACACACAGUAAUAAUAAAAAGCUCCACACAUUACAUAUUUCUAACCCAGAACUUCACUCCCAUUCCUACCGGGAGCUGCAAGACCCACGGUAGUCCUGUUACCAUGUCAACCUCUAAUGCCCACUCUGUCAGCUCCCACCCCUGUGAUUCUUCUGUAGUCACUGCAGUACUUUUGUCUCGAAUAGGUUCAAUGAUGAAGUAAAGCACAUUAAAGUCAUUGAGAAAGACAGCUGGAUCCACAUCACUGAGGCUAAGAAGUUUGAGAGUCUACUGGUAAGAGAACUUUCAUCAAUCUGUCACAUAAUGUCACAUACUAUUUGUAAUGCUUAUAUGGCCAAUGAAUGACCCUGUUGUUUCUUUCUCUUGUGUUCUGUCUGACAGGAGUUGGUGGAGUACUAUCAGUCCCAUUCACUGAAGGAGAGUUUCAAGCUGCUAGACACGACAUUACGCUAUCCCUACAAAUCUAGAGAACGAGGGCCGGCAUCACGGGCCAGCACCCGCUCUCCAGGUGAGCCCAUACCUGGUGAGACUCCCUCCUCUCUCUUCCUCUUCUGUCUGCCAACACCACAGAUGCACACAUAGCAGACAUCCCUAUUCAGUCAAUCCAUGCCUUCAUCCAGAGUCUUCACAGCACGGCUAUGGGCACAGAGUUAACUGAGAGGGGCAGGCUGCUGGUUUGUUUCUCCUCCAGCCUCUCUCCUCUCCUCCCAGAACAGGAGACACCCAGCCAGGCCAGUCACCCUGCAAGGCCCAGUCCCUCCCAGAGUCACCACCUCACCUGACCCAUGCAGCCAGCCAGAGAGAGAGGGAGGAAGGCUGGGCUGGCAGCUGUCUCAGGCCCUGGGCUGGCUGACUGGCUAGCUGGGUGGCUGGCCAGCUGAAUGGGCUUUGUUAAACACCCUCCAUCAUUAGAUGUAUAAUAAAUGAUUCGGCCCUGCUCUCUGCUCUGGCCAGACUCCCACACUGAUCUGCCUUUGUUUGCUCCCUCUCCAGCCAAGCCCAACUGGCACCAACAACACAUUCCCCCCCCCCCUCCAUUUUUCUGUUCAGCGUGUGGAAAUGGAUGGAGACAAUGGGCUUGUUGAUCUGUGUGUGUGGGUUGGAGGGGUUGGAAGGGGCGGGCUCUAGGGGAGAGAACAAGAGGAUUCAGCGUCUCUGGCGGUUUGGACAUUUGUCAGGGUUAGUGUUUCAGUGUGUGAGGCAUGGGUAUAGAAUGGGAGUAGUGUUUUUUUUCUCUUGAUUUAGGCUCGUUUUUCAAUGGGGGACAAAGCCCUAUUUUAUUGUUGGCCACCUUGGUCUCUGGCCAGCCAUUGCAGGCUCCCUAAUGAGCUUUUCUUUUCUUUUCUUUCUUUUCUCCUCUUUCCCUUUUCUCUCUUUCACUGACUGUCUCAGCAGCCAUUGGUGCUUCCUACAACUUCUCCUUCCUCAGUCCUCAGGGUCUCAACUUCUCCUCCUCUCAGAGCUCAGCCCCGUUCUGGUCAGGUACUCUCUCCUCCUUUUCUUCAGCUCUUCUUCUUCUUCCCUCUGUCCUCUAUCAAGCCAGCCACCUCUCCUCUCCUCUCACACCCCUUUUCAUUUCUUAUUCUUUCGUAGCUGUCAAAGGUUCUCAUCUCUGUUGUCAUGUGUCAUCACUGUAAAAGCAUGAGCUUUUCACCCAUUACAUUGAUAGGAGCAUAUAUAGAGUGUGCGACUUUCUUUCUUUGUUUUUUUUGUUCAUUGAUGUGCCAUCAUUGAAAGGGCAUUGAAUUAACUGCAGAGAACUUUGCAGAGAGAGGCGCAACUGGGGAACCUAUAGUUUUAUUACAUGGAUAGACUCCUCCUUUGUUGCAGGUCUAUGGGAGGGGGUAAUAUUAUGUAUAGAUAAUUGAGCUACAGCGUGGUCCUCUGUAGCUCAAUUGGUAGAGCAUGGCGCUUGUAACGCCAGGGUAGUGGGUUCGAUCCCCGGGACCACCCAUACGUAAAAAUGUAUGCACACAUGACUGUAAGUCGCUUUGGAUAAAAGCGUCUGCUAAAUGCCAUAUUAUGUAUUAUUAUUGUGUGAUAUUGAUAUUAGCAACACAGCAGAGAAAAGGAGAUGAAGAAAAAUACAGGUUUGUGUCUCUCUGCUGGAAGAAUUAGCCUUAGUCGUCAUAGUGAUGCCUUGAAGGCGUACAGGAGUGUGACUUUAUUUAUUUUUUGGUGUCAUCGAUGUGCCAUUAUUGAGUAGAGCAUUGAAUUAACUGAUUUCUUUAGAAUAUAAAACUUACAUAACUGAGUCAAGGGGUAAAGAACCCAUCUUAAGUUUCAAGUUUUUAAUGUCACGUGCACAAGUACAGUGAAAUGCCUUUCUUGAAAGCUCCAAACCCAACAAUGCAGUAAUCAAUGUCAAUGUAGCACAAAACAUAACACAAGGUAGAACAAAAACACACAAGAAAUCAAAUAAAAAAUAAUUACAAAUCCUCAUGCACAAUCCUCUCCUCCAACCGUAAUCUCCACUACUGUCUGUAAAUGUUCUGCACUCACCCAGGAUCUGUAGGUUACCUGUGGGACACCAAUGUGUCUGCUCUCUCUGCACUGUUAUCCCACUGACUCUGAUGUCAUUGUUCCAGUGUUCACACCGAGGGUGGUCAGUACAGCAGUGGCCAGGUACAACUUUGCAGCACGGGACAUGAGGGAGCUGUCACUCAGAGAAGGGGAUAUUGUUAAGAUCUACAGCAAGAUCGGAGGAGACCAGGGCUGGUGGAAGGGAGAGGCCAACGGCAGG
This is a messenger RNA of Coregonus sp. 'balchen', 16776 nucleotides long. Lineage: Eukaryota; Metazoa; Chordata; Actinopteri; Salmoniformes; Salmonidae. The record is from the annotation of a GenBank genome assembly.